Molecule: messenger RNA, 2188 nt
Organism: Misgurnus anguillicaudatus (oriental weatherfish)
Lineage: Eukaryota; Metazoa; Chordata; Actinopteri; Cypriniformes; Cobitidae
Source: RefSeq, a predicted model, not a curated record
UAGGCGGGCGGGUGAUUAUCGGGUCACAUGACGCGCGCAGUGCUACAGUGUAACAUUACGGAAGCGCUUGAACUGCUCAAAACUGAUUGUUGUGCUGUAAUAAUAACACAAGCGGACACAAUGAAACUCUUCUGCUCUACAGGCGAACACAUCAAAGAAUGAAAUGAAGUGUUUAUUGGUGGCCAAUGAGAAUGCAGAGGUUCUAUUCUACUGGACCGACUCCGAGUUCGAACAGCGUAUUCAGGAACAAUAUGGAGUUUCCCAUGAGGAAGGAGAACGGCCUGCAUUUGAAGACAGCAUUAACACCCUGUUUGCACCCAUCAUCAUCUCCUGUAGCACAAUGGUGGACAGACUCGGGGACGGCUACACAUCCUUCACCACAGAAAACAAUCAUAAAUAUGUUCUGCAUCAGUUUGAUGAAUGCCUGUACAUCGCUGUAAAUGGAGAUGGAGAUGAAACUGAGGAGGAUUUGAAGAGAAAGAUCUAUGUAAUGAGGAAACACAUAGAAAUCAUGUUUGGGAUGGUCACGCUCAGCAGCGCCCUCUUGAGGAAAGCAUUGCGCCCACAAGAUACUGAGCAAAGAAAGCGUCUUUGGCAGAAACUACAAAGCCUUUUGGAAACAUCCAGUCGCUUACGAGAGCAGGAUCAAAGCUUUUUAGUAGAGGCCGUGGAGAGGUUGAUCCACCCGACCCUGUGUGAACAGUGUAUUGUGUUUUUGGAGCGUCAUUUGGUGCAGCAGAUAAACAGCAGUGUGGAGAGAGCUGGAGAGGAAGUCCUGCAUGCUUUUAUACUGGUGCACACCAAACUGCUGGCUUUCUAUUCCAGUCGAAAUGCCAGCACCCUGACCACCUCUGAUCUUCUGGCUCUCAUCAUCUUGGUUCAAGAUCUCUAUCCCAGCAAAAUGAACUUAGAUGAUUCAUCUCAUGAGGAGAUGGAGAAGAGUUCAGUUGCAGAUGUGUUCUACACACCAGAGUCCUCUCCUCCCGACAGGGAGUCAGCCCAAUCAAGAGGGGAGAGUCCUCCUGUCUUCCAGUUUGUUGAUCCUGAUAUUCAGAUGGCAGAGGACAGCCUUAAAACUCUUGAAGUUCCCACUCCUGACCCUUCAGCUCCGUUCAGAGUUUUUCUGGAAACCACACUUAAGAACGAAGGCUUGUUUCCCAUGAUGCCUCACUCCAUGUACUGUUUUCCUCUCUGGCCGGGAAUCACACUAGUGCUCCUAACCAAGAUCCCGAACACUCACAUAGCGAUGAGUAUUUACAUCUAUCUGGAAGCAUUUGUGAAGCUGGAGAAGAGGUUAUGUGAAGGUCAUGGAGCCACCUUGCGGGGUCAGCCUUCGUUUCAGGAGCACCGGAGCAAACUGGACAAGUUCAUCAAAACUUUAGCCAGCAUGGACAUUCAGACUGGCCAACUUCAAAAUGUGUGGGCAGACUUUAAGAACAAAGCUUUUACUCGGUCUGGACCUGGAUUCACAAGCGAAUUGCUGCCCGCUUGUAGAAACAUGAAGACUCAGUUGUGUGGCAUAUACAGACAGUGUUUUGCAGCCGAGUGCAUGAGCGGUUCUCAGCGUUUGGCUCCACGUCUGCAAGAACGAGUCUUAAACAUGGCUCAAGAGAAGUUGAUGGACUUCAAGGAUUUUUUGCUGGUGAAAAGCAAAAGAAACAUCACAAUGGUGUCAUACCUGGAAGAGUUUCCUGGUCUCAUUCACUUCAUCUAUGUGGAUCGUUCAGGUGGUCAUAUGAUCGCACCCUCCUUAAAUGUGACUGAUCGCACCGUCUCUGAGCUUGGAAAGGGUCCAUUAGCUCACUUCAUAAAGAACAAGGUUUGGGGUCUUGUCGGGACGGCUCGGCGGUAUCUGCAGAAAGGUUACACCACUGUCACGUACAGAGAUGGAGAUUAUUUCUGCUCUUAUUUCCUGUGGUUUGAAAAUGAAUCGGGUUAUAAACUAGAAGUAAUAGACAUACCGAGCCUCCCAGAUGAUUCUGCCCCAAUCGGCAUGCUCGCCUGGGAUUAUUACAGGAAACUGCUGCGAUAUUACAGCAGAAGUCACCCGAGCGAGGUGGUGAAGUGUUAUGAACUACUGACUGUUCAUCUUGGUGUAAUUCCCACUGAAUAUAUUCUGCAGCACUGUAGUCUGUUGGCCCGUAAGCUGUGGGAACCCACACGUAUUCCUCUACUGUGAAGAGCACUC